GAGCGCUUUUCCCGAGACACCAGAGGGAGGAGCCAGGCGGUUGCUAGGGUAUUUUCUGGGGCCAGGCGCACCGCAGGCUGGGAGGCAAAGACUCCAGUUUGGUUCCCUAACUCACACUGGCACCUAAGGCCUAGCUGAUUUCUCCUGAUCUCUGCAAAGUUACUGCAUCAUGCCAGGCCAACGGGGGAGUCGAAGCAAAUUUAACCACCAGAAAACACAAGAACCUCCACAGACCAUUGAAGAGUUCUUAAAGUUUCAAAACUGGGAUCAUUGGCCAAGGGAUGUAUGUAUUACAGAUGAUGAUAAGUGGUCACAUAAUCUGAACAAAAUAAAAGAAGAUAGUUCAUUUAUUAUAAUUUAUACACAUCUAUGGGAAAAUGUCCCUCGAACAUUUGAAUCAAUCGUCAACAUGGAAUCAAGAUUAGAUGAAUGUGCAUCUCUUUUAAAAAUCCAUGCUUCUAAAAUAUUUGAGUGGACAAGCAUGGUUUCCAAACCAGGUUCCUACGGAAAAUUGGAAAAAUACAGUACAUUUCUAAAGAAGGAGCAUACAAAAAAAAAGAUAAUGCUUUCAGAUGAAAUGAAGACAGAGAAGAAUAUAGAGGGCUGCAACUUCAUAGGAUUCAAACAAACCGAGCUUACUCAACUACCCAGACAUUUGGAUGCUGAACGAAUUUAUCUUUUUAUUUUAAAAGCUCAUAACUUUGAGGAACGAGUUUUUCAAAUCUGGAAGACUCAUUUUCUCUCAGAAGCCUCCAUUGCUCUUUUGCAUGACUCCUUUUGGUGGUGGUUUCUCCAUAAAUUUAAGCCUGACAGAGAAAAUCAAGAUUGCUUAUUUGAUAGAAUUUCAACAAGUUAUGUGACGCUUUUCACGAGCAUACCUGUAAGUCGAAAGGAUGCAUUCUUUCAGGUAUAUCCUGAUUGUUUGACACAAGCUAUCUAUGUAACAUUCCUGGAGGCAUUUCCACUAUCUACUAACCUUUUUAAUGAUGAAUUUAAAGAAGAUCUAGGGAAUAAUAUUUUUCUUUGGUUAUCAGGUUUAAAACCUCAAAAAGGCUUUUGGAAACACUGGAAACUGAAAGAUCUCUCCACAACAACCAUCCAUGGUAGCAAGAGAGCACCUUCAAAAUCAAUAAAGGAAAGGAUCGCAAGCAGUCAAGAACGCUUAUCAAAUACUAUUGACUUCAAUUUGGUAAAAAUUUUGAAGAACCCAAGAGCAUAUGCAACUUCCACAUCUAGGGAUGAGUCGAGAUUAUCAAGACCAGCAACAAAGUCCCAUUAUAGUAGCUUUGGUCCAGAGUUUUAUCGUGUUCUCUUCCAUUUUGGAGGUCAGAGUCCACUGAUUUUAUAUUAUCUCAAAAUGCAUGUGACAGGUGGUAUUCCCAAAAUCCAUAGACAAACCAAGAUUAAACUAACUGAAAUACUCCAAGAACCACCACCUGCUCCAACAUACCAAGAUAUUAUAAAGGAGGCAAAAAGACAAUUUGCAAGGAACCUAAAGGAUUUUAGGAUAGAAAAGCACAGAAUUAAUGAAGAAUUAAAACACCUAAAACAGCAGCAAGAAAGAAUCAGCAAGGAGAUUGAUAGGCUCCAAGCAAAGGCUAUCAGGAAACCUUAUGAGAUUCAACAUGACUUUGAGAAUUUUCUACAUAAACUGCGUUCUGAAACUCCAACUGAGAGAGAACUGGCAUCACUGUCGUCAACAUCAUCAGCAGCGUCAUCAAUAGGAGACUACACCUAUGAGGAAGAAGAAUGCUAAGAGAAACCAGAAAUGAACUCUAUUGAAGAAUAAUCCAUACAAUUCAGUUGUGUCAGUUUAAUUGUAGCAGUAUGUUUAAUUCAAGUCCAA
Messenger RNA from Microcebus murinus (gray mouse lemur), 1846 nucleotides. The record is from RefSeq and is a predicted model, not a curated record. Lineage: Eukaryota; Metazoa; Chordata; Mammalia; Primates; Cheirogaleidae.